GCGAGCGAGCGCGCGCGCACCCGAGCCCGCCACACUCGACUGGAACUCUGCGCGAGUGGUGACCGCGUGCCAAAAAACGCAACUGCCGUUCACUUGGCUCGCGACGCUACACCUGAGCGGACGUUGUAACUCGCGCCGCGGCACAAGCAAACGCGCGAAACCACAAGACAAGACCAAGAAAGUACAUUCGGUGGCGUAGAAAGUUCGGUGUGCAAGCGCGUGCAAGAAGUGUGCGAGAGAAGGGCCAGGACGAGAAGGGUGGCCACGGUUCGGAAAUUCCCACGUUUUUCCCCCCAGCGACCGAGCGGAAUGGAAAAUCGAAGCUACGUCGGUGAUGAAACCUGGAAUGCCGACACGCUGCCGGUUGGGGGGCUUGCGGGCAACCAGCCCCACCACCAUCACAACCAUCAUCACAAGCAUCACACUACGGUCGAUCUGAAAGCACCGCAAUCCACCAGCGACGAAAAGCCUCCACUUCGGGAGAAAUGGGGCCGCAACAUCGAGUUCCUACUCUCCUGCGUCGCCCUGUCGGUGGGCUUCGGCAAUGUGUGGCGCUUCCCGUACACAGCGUUCAAGAACGGUGGCGGUGCGUUUGUCAUCCCGUACCUGAUCGUACUGUUCAUCAUCGGACGCCCGAUCUACUAUCUCGAGAUGGUGCUGGGUCAGUUUUCCAACCGUGGCUGCGUUAAGGUGUACGACCUAGCACCUGCCAUGCGUGGUAUCGGUGUCGGUCAAACGGUUGCCAUCUUCACCGUCAUCACCUACUAUGCGUCGGUGCUGGCCGUCACCCUGCGGUACCUGGUUGCCUCGUUCAAUCCCGAGCUGCCCUGGGCUAAGUGUGACCCAACCUGGCCAGACUGUGUCGAUUCUAGCCGGCUCGGUAGCAUUGCGCUUGGACCGAACGUAACGCAACCGAAAACCUCUGCCGAUCUGUACUUCCGCAAAACGGUAAUGCAUGCCGCUGACUCACUGGACGAUGGGUUGGGAUAUCCCGACUGGCGGCUGGCACUAUGCCUAGUCGCUUCCUGGAUUUGCAUCGUGGGCAUCCUGAUCAAAGGCAUUAAGAGCUCCGGUAAGGUUUCGUACUUCCUUGCCAUCUUCCCGUACAUCAUCAUUGCCGUCCUGCUGGUGCGCUCUCUAACGCUUGAAGGUGCCUGGACGGGCAUCAAGUACUUCUUCGAGCCCCAGUGGGACAAGCUGCUCACGAUCGAAGUGUGGUACGAAGCCGUCACCCAGUGCUUCUUCUCGCUGACCAUCUGCUUCGGUGGACUGAUCGUAUAUUCGUCCUUUAACGACUUCUCCAACAACAUCUACCGCCAUGCGCUGAUCAUAACCUCACUCGACACUGUCACUUCGCUGGUGGCCGGGUGCGUUGUGUUCGGUGUGAUUGGCCAUCUAGCUCACGUCACCGGUCAGACGGACAUCUCCAAAGUCGUCCAAAGUGGCCCAGCCCUUACCUUCAUCACCUACCCGGACACGAUCGCCAAGUUUGACUUUCUGCCGCAGUUCUUCUCGGUGCUGUUCUUCUUCAUGCUGUUCCUGCUCGGCAUCGGUACGCUGAUCGGUAUCGUAACGUCCGUGAUUACCGCCAUCCACGACCAGCGGCCGGACAUUGCGCGAUGGAAGAUCGUGAUCUCGGUCGGGCUGGCAGGGUUCUGCAUUGGGUUGGUCUACAUCACACCGGGUGGUUUGAUCAUACUGGAGCUGCUGGAUUACUACGGUGCCACACUGGUAACCAUAACGCUGGCCGUCUUCGAGCUGCUCACCUUUGCCUGGAUCUAUGGCGUGAAUCGGGUCUGCAAGGACAUUGAGUUCAUGCUUGGCAUCAAGACGGGUCUGUUUUGGCGCGUUUGCUGGGGUAUCGUGACGCCUAUCACGGUGCUGUUCAUCCUGCUCGUCAGCUUGGUCCAGUACAAGCCGCAGAAUGUCCCGCUCGGUUACAAUGCUCUCGGCUGGUGUCUGUAUGCGUUUGCCGUUCUGCAGCUGCCCUGCUGGGCCGUUUACGCCAUUCUGCAGAAGCAGGGUCUGGUGUGGUGGGAUCGCUGCAAAGCCGUCCUGCGACCCAUGGCCGACUGGGGCCCGGAAGACCCUACCAAGCGGUCCGAGUACGGCACUUUCAUCGAGGAGUACAAACAGCAGUCGGUUAUGGACCGCACCGGCAACCUGGUGGAGAAGGUUCGAAGAAAACUGUUUAAGUAAUGGGCCGCGCGUAUUUGUAGAACUGUGAUUAAUUGUAACCCUAGCGCAGUGCGUGUGAUUGCCACUAAAUGUGUAAUAAAAAGAAUCUGUAUUUCUAUUUUUAAUAUUGAAA
Messenger RNA from Anopheles merus, 2311 nucleotides. RefSeq names its product sodium-dependent nutrient amino acid transporter 1-like. Lineage: Eukaryota; Metazoa; Arthropoda; Insecta; Diptera; Culicidae. The transcript has 7 exons. The record is from RefSeq and is a predicted model, not a curated record. The coding region runs from base 310 to 2199 and encodes 629 amino acids. Gene Ontology annotation, biological process: sodium ion transmembrane transport. Gene Ontology annotation, cellular component: membrane. Gene Ontology annotation, molecular function: L-amino acid transmembrane transporter activity.